Messenger RNA from Fulvia fulva, 1026 nucleotides. Its product is annotated as MFS gliotoxin efflux transporter gliA. Gene Ontology annotation, molecular function: transmembrane transporter activity. NCBI's taxonomy places the organism in Eukaryota, Fungi, Ascomycota, Dothideomycetes, Mycosphaerellales, Mycosphaerellaceae. The coding region runs from base 1 to 1026 and encodes 341 amino acids. The record is from RefSeq and is a predicted model, not a curated record. Gene Ontology annotation, biological process: transmembrane transport. The transcript is spliced from 2 exons.
AUGGACCAGCGGACUGACCUCCGUAGCCAGCACACGAGCUUCGCAAAGCCUACUUUCUUGCUAGCCGUCCUCAUCUUUGAGGUCGGUAGCCUCAUUUGCGCUGUUUCUCAAGACUCCAAAACUUUGAUCAUUGGCCGCGCCAUUGCGGGACUGGGUGCAGGAGGCGUAUCUGGAGGAGUGCAUCUCAUCGUCGGGCUGAGUUGUCGGCCGUCGCGCGCGCCAUUGUUGCUUGGUAUCGUAGGGGCCAGCUUUGCAAUAGCUCGUGUGGUUGGGCCACUACUUGGCGGUGUCUUCACGGAGCAUCUCUCUUGGCGAUGGUGCCUCUACAUCAACUUGCCGAUUGGCGGAGUGGCAGCAGCCGUCAUAUUCUUCUACUACACAACUCCACCACACGCCAAGUCAGCAGAGGCUUCUUUGGGAGAGAAGAUCCUGCAGAUGGACCUCGGCGGUGCAGCGCUCAUCCCUGGGGCAGUCACAUGCUUCUUACUGGGACUACAGUGGGGCGGCAUAACCAAAUCUUGGCAAGACUCUACAGUCAUAGGCACACUCACCGGAUCUGGCCUUCUGCUUGUGGCCUUUACCGCGCUCGAAAUCUACCUGGGUGAACGAGCCGCGCUGAUACCACGAAUCGUCAGGCAGAAGACGGUGGCACUAGCGAUGGUAUACCAGACAGACCUAACUGGAUGCUUCUUUUCAUUCCUAUACUACCUGCCAAUCUACUUUCAGUCAGUCUCAGGAAUGAAUGCUGCCGACUCAGGCGUCCGAACCAUACCGCUAGUCGCCGGAGCUGGAGUCUUCUCGAUUGUCGUCGGCAUGGUCAUAACUCUCACGCGCGACUACCAGCUACUGGUCCUCAUUGGCUGUACAAUGGUCACAAUUGGCGCUGGCCUGAUGUACACCCUCGACCAGAAUAGUACCAGUGCGCAAUGGAUAGGCUACCAGGUUCUGGAAGGUAUUGGCUUGGGAUGUACCAUGCAGGUAAGGAGUCCCAGACAUGGACCAAGUCAAUUCCUCGCUGGUUGUUGA